AUGGUCAUGAUAAUCAACAACAAGAUAAAACCUCCGGGGGGAGAACCAAUUUGGUCGUGGUACUCAAGAGCAAAGCAACUAGACUACCUGAAAGGGUUUCUCAAACCACUUGCAUUCGAGAAAGGAGAAACAGCUAAGGCCAAGGAUCCUGAGGAUAUAAUUGUUCUAUCAGAUACUGAGGAUGAAAUUAACCCAGAAAAUGUCACUGUAGAAAAACCUAUGCCCUUAGUGUCUGUAAAACAAGAACCAAUAGAUGAUGUACAUGAAAAAUUGCUUGUUCCUGAUAAAAAUCUACCCGUGCCUGAUAAUGUUAACCCAGAGUCUGCUGUAGUAUAUGGUCCUUACCAACUUGAACCUCCUGCUUCCCUUUUCACCAAACUCAACUUGUUUAACAUCAUGGAUGAACACAGAAGAUCAACCUCUCUCACAAAUAGACUAUCUGAACCACAAUCUGAACCAAAUCCUGAAACAACACCUACCAAUCCCAUUGAUGAUUCUCCAUUAGACUUUGAGUUUGAAACAGGAAAUCCUCCAGAAUUACAAGUUGCAGAACCUACUGAUGAAGAAGACAAUCUGCCUUUGCGAAAAACCAGGUCAUCCACAGCACAACAGGAAAAGGAAAUCCCCUCACCAGCACGAAAAACCAAGAGAAAACAGCCAAUUGCUGAACAACCUGUCCCUGUGGAAACCACUACUAGUAAGAAGAGAAAGAAGAACACCACUCAAACUCAGCAACCUGAAAGCCAGCCGGAUGUCUCAGCCGUAACACCUCUUGAAGUAAUCACCCCUCAAUUCUUAUCUGAUGAGUAUGCUGCAAGAUGGGACUCAACAAACAAAAGGAAAAUCCUGAGCGAAAGGUAUCUUGAUGUUGAAAAGUUCAAGUCUCAGUGCCAACUCAUGCCAGUGUUUGAGAAGUUAAACCUUGUCAAGUCUGUAACAACUCAGACGAGCUAUCCACCUAUUGCCAUCAAGGAAUUUUAUGCAAACCUUAGCUAUCCACCUAUUGCCAUCAAGGAAUUUUAUGCAAACCUUCUGAAGACUAUCAUUGCCAUCAAGGAAUUUUAUGCAAACCUUCUGAAGACUAUCAAGGAGGCUGGCUCACAUGUUUAUGGACGUGUUUGGCUGAGAGGAAACGAAUACAAUUUUGACACACGUACCAUCAAUCUGUAUCUGGGCAUAGACGCAAAUGACAUUGAGGACCCUGUUAUUGGUGCAAAUACAAUCACAAAAGUCAUUACAGGAGGAACAUACAGCUAUUGGCCUGCUGAAACCAACAUGUUGCCAGCCAAAUCUCUCACAACAAAGUAUGCUAUUCUGCACAAACUAGCCAUGACAAAUUGGAUGCCAAAUGAACACCGAGAAGGAAAACCAGAGUCUAAGGAGAGCAAGGUAAAGCUGCCUUUUCCCUGCACAAUUUAUGGAGUUCUGCGCUCACAAGGGUUCAAACCAGAACCAAAUGAGCCUAUGGAGGCACCACAAGUCAGAACAAUUGAUGCCAGACUCAAACAAGGAAGUCAUGUGCUUGACAUCUUUCCAGAACAUGCAAGUAGCUCAUCCCCAGCUCUGAACCUUGAUGCACCAUUUACCAGCAAACUCACAGCCCAGCACCUUGACAAAAGCAUCAGAGAUCUUAACACGAUCAUACAGAUACUUGUUGAAAAGAGAACAAUUGAGAUGCAGUUACGUGAACAAUUGAGAUUGAGAGACCAAGAGAUGACUGUUGCUGUCACUGAAACACCCACUGAUCCAUCUACUGCACAUGAAGCUGAUUCCACUGUACCUGAAGCUGAUUCCACCGCACCUGAAGCUGAAUCCACUGCAAACAGCCAGGAGGAUGAGUCCUCAGAAUCUGAAUGA
Messenger RNA from Ipomoea triloba (trilobed morning glory), 1857 nucleotides. RefSeq lists its product as uncharacterized. Lineage: Eukaryota; Viridiplantae; Streptophyta; Magnoliopsida; Solanales; Convolvulaceae. The transcript has 5 exons. The coding region runs from base 1 to 1857 and encodes 618 amino acids. The record is from RefSeq and is a predicted model, not a curated record.